AGAUCCCCCAGUGCGCCGGCUGCAACCAGCACAUCCUGGACAAGUUCAUCCUCAAGGUCCUGGACCGGCACUGGCACAGCUCCUGCCUCAAGUGUGCUGACUGCCAGAUGCAGCUGGCUGAGCGCUGCUUCUCCCGGGCCGGCAGCGUCUACUGCAAGGAGGAUUUCUUCAAGCGUUUCGGGACCAAAUGCACGGCGUGCCAGCAGGGCAUCCCCCCCACCCAGGUGGUCCGCAAAGCCCAGGACUUUGUCUACCACCUGCACUGCUUCGCCUGCAUCAUCUGCAGCCGGCAGCUGGCCACGGGGGAUGAGUUCUACCUGAUGGAGGACGGGCGGCUGGUCUGCAAGGAGGACUACGAGACUGCCAAGCAGAAUGAUGAUUCCGAGGCGGGUGCGAAGCGGCCCCGGACCACCAUCACGGCCAAGCAGCUGGAAACGCUGAAGAAUGCCUACAAAAACUCCCCCAAGCCUGCCCGGCACGUGCGGGAACAGCUCUCGUCCGAGACAGGGCUGGACAUGAGGGUGGUGCAG
This is a messenger RNA of Acanthisitta chloris (rifleman), 530 nucleotides long. RefSeq names its product LIM/homeobox protein Lhx4. Gene Ontology annotation, biological process: neuron differentiation; regulation of transcription by RNA polymerase II. Gene Ontology annotation, cellular component: nucleus. The record is from RefSeq and is a predicted model, not a curated record. NCBI's taxonomy places the organism in Eukaryota, Metazoa, Chordata, Aves, Passeriformes, Acanthisittidae. Gene Ontology annotation, molecular function: RNA polymerase II transcription regulatory region sequence-specific DNA binding; DNA-binding transcription factor activity, RNA polymerase II-specific. The annotation marks the transcript as partial. The transcript has 3 exons.